Messenger RNA from Eurypyga helias (sunbittern), 1206 nucleotides. It is a transcript of the gene BBOF1, whose product is annotated as coiled-coil domain containing 176. The record is from RefSeq and is a predicted model, not a curated record. NCBI's taxonomy places the organism in Eukaryota, Metazoa, Chordata, Aves, Eurypygiformes, Eurypygidae.
GCAGAUUAUUAUGCCCAACAAAUAAAAGAACUGGAAGAGAAAUUUCAGAAAAAAGUCAGAGAAAUUGGCCAAAUUCAAUUAGAACUGAAAUUAAUGAAGGAGUUCUGUAGGGUGAGACCAGCUAUGCGGAAAGUGCUGGAAGAUUUAAAAGGGAGUAUGGAGCUUUCAAACAGGAGACAACAGGAAGUGGUGGUGAGGUUGGAGAGGAGGUUUCUUGAAGAAAAGAAAAAACUGGAAGAAGAUGUGGAGAAAAAGCAAAUGAUGAUGGCAGAGACUGCCCUGCAUGAGGCUGUUUUACAGUUGAACAGAACUGGGAGGGAAAGUGCUCGUCUUCGGGGUGCAUUUGCUUACCAGCUGAAAAAGACAAUGGAAUUGCAGAAAAUCAAACAGAAGUUAGAAGAGGACAAAAUUCUUCUGUUAGAGGAGAAGGAAACCAGUGAGAUUUUGAUUCAAAAAAAGACCCUACAGAUCAAUCGCCAGAAAGCACAGAUUGGAGAUCUGCAGCGUAAAGUGCAAAACCUGGAGAUGGCCUUACGUCGCAUGAGAGAGGCUCAGAAAACACAGCAUCAGGCGCUGAUAGAAAACCAGGCAAGCAUGGUGGAGAUCAAGAAACUGCAGCAACUGCUAGAAAUGAAGGAUCGGGAGAUGAACCGAGUGAAGAAGCUCACAUGGAAUAUCUUAAAUGAGAGGACUGAGGUGGAAAGGUUCUUCCUAGAUGCUCUGGAACACGUGAAGCAGGAGAUUGUAUCCAGUAGAAAGCCCUGUAAGAAAAAGGCCCAAACUGCCUAUUACAGAAAAAUGCUGGAGGCAUGUGCAGGGAAGGAAGAAUUUCCCAAAAUUAAAACAUUCAAAAGGAACAUAAAUAGCACAAAUAGCGUGUACAGAGACCUAGAGGAAGAAGAGAAAUGCUACAGGGAAAAAAUCCAAUUUGAAAAAGUGGGUAUCAGUGAGUUGACAUGGGAACAAAAAGAACGUGUUCUCCGAUUGCUUUUUGCUAAAAUGAAUGCCACAAACCCAUGGAAAUACACCAGAGUUUUGGCUACUUCAGCGCCAGCUCCUGACAGUACUAAAGAAGAAAGCCAAGUUGGCACAGAAAAUACUUCCCUCAACCCACUGUUCAUUACACAGCAGGUCAAAUUACCCGAUUCAUCAUCAUUUGCAGUAAACCUCCCACGAAGUCAGAUGUUAAGGCCACAGAGAGAGUAA